AUGUCGUCUUCUACUAGCCGCCUCUCAUCCCCGUCUAGGCCAGCGCCAGCUGUUCCAUCACAUGAUGACGCUGUCAAACAAGAUGCUCAUACUUCCGCUGGCCCCGAGGGCCGCAGUAGCACCAACGGGAAUGGCACCGGGAGUGCACGCGAGCAACAGAGCCAGUCUAGGGCGAAUUCCCUAUUACCCCUAACUAUACUGCACCCCUCGACUCCUCCCGCAUCUAUAGACCCAUCAUUGCGUCCAAAGCCUCUCCACCUUCAUCAUGGCAGACCUCUGCAUAUCUCCUCCUCACCCAAUUCCGUUACUUCCUCACGAGAGACGUCUCCCAUACCGCGCAUACCGCGCUCAGCCAUUGCUCAAUCAGGCGCCCACUCAUCGGCGUCCACAUCUCGAUCAAUCUCCAGGUCACGCAAAGGCAGCAGGGACCUUAGUAUCCCCCGUUCUCCAAGCGGAGCUGCCGCCACCUCUCAUUCUCAAUCACAAUCACAGAACGGCCAGAAGCAGCUUGCAGACGUUAACAAGGUCUUGCUUCCCCCGCCGGUUGACACACUAGGGCGUCUCUCUCCAAUCUCCCCGUCCUUUACAAACAAAUCAAUCGAUUCACAGUUCCAACGCUCCCCAGGGCUGAAACCACCUCAGCCACAAUCUAAUCUAUCAUCCUUCAGCCUGCCAGACGGCGUCCCUGAGUCAACCCGACAGCCAAACAAGGAGAAAGAUAGCAGAUGUCAGCAGCAACAGCAGCAGCAAUCUCAACAACAGCAACAACAACAAUCAGAAAAGCAGGCUGAAGACCCUGAAGAUAGCCAAAUGCGGAGCAUGAGCCGUAACCUUUCCCGCACCGGGAGCGUGACGGGUUCUAUGCUUGAAACUGUCGAAGAGGCUGGAACUCCUACACCGACCGAUUCUCAUAUCACUCUAGAUUCUAAACUAGAUGAGAAAGAGCGCGGAAAAGAUGACAUCGCAUCUAAACCUGGUGGUGAAAGCGGCUCGGACUCGAGUGGGAAGAGGAGAAUGGCUAGAAGGCCCUCAGAUCCUCAUAGAAGAAACCCUUCCGUCACAGCACGGCCGAACGCUGGCGAUGUACUACCAAAGCGGUCAUUUACCUCGUUAAGCUCCACUCGCGGGAAGCCGGGGGAAAUAUCCACGACCAACAUGACUGUCGAGACCGAGACAGUUAGUUCUGUUCCUCAGGUACCCCUAGGUGGCCCAGCAACCGAGCGUGGAGGAGCUGGCACAUUGAGAGAACGAAGAAGUGAUGAGACAAUCCGGCCAAAGAAGGAGAAGAAGAAGUCGAGAAAAACCACUGUGCCACCCGGAGGGAUGUCCUCGAAGGCGGAUAUCUUCGAAGCCAAGGUUGCUAGUGCUGUAGAUGAUGCGGACUCUUCCGACUCUGCCGAGACGUUUGUCUACGAAUCUAAUCCCCGUGACCCUCAUCCAGCCCGCCAGCAUAGAUAUCAUUCUCGAACCCCUUCUGCUGCUUCGGCCGUUAGCCAACUUGACCAGUACGGUGGCCGCACUCGUUCCGCACUUCGUGAUACGCCCGGUUUUCAUGGAAUAUCUGGCAAGCGAAGCAUGAAGUUUACUAACAAUACCUACAGCACCUUCGAUGGUGAUGAUACUAUGUCGUCCGGACGCGGUAGCUCAAGAGUUAAUGGCCAUAAUAUUCAUACCACUAGACAUCAUACUGGCCGACAUGCCCGUAAUGGGGCAAAUGCAUCGCUAUUUGACCACGCACGUUUCUUCUCUUCACAACAGACGCCGGCAUCUAAGGGCUUCCGAUACUCCUCAAUAAAUGGCAACAGCGCACCCCAUCGGUUUUCCUCCAAGCAAGAUGGCGAUUACGGCUACGAUUUUGAUGCAGAGGGUGCUGAUGACGAACGUACACCCCUGGUGAAUGGCUUUAAUGGGCGUAAUAUUCGCUCCCGCCAUGGCCGUCGACCCGGCAGUUCCAGCCUCCGACAAUUAGAGUACAUGGAAGAACGACGCCGUGGAUGGUUCGCCCGGGUUACACUUUGCACCCUCCUACUUGUACUUGUCAUCAUUCUUGGAGCCGGAACUGCCGUAUUUGUCAUUGGUGUGACCAAAGCGUUGACCAAUGUACAAAUCCGUGGAAUUCAGAACGUGCUUGCUUCAGAAGCUUUACUGAUGUUGGAUCUAGAUGUCCAAGCAGUUAAUCCAAACCUUUUUGCCUUAACUGUUAAUUACCUAGAUGUGAACAUUUUUGCAAAAAGCAAGUUCCUAGAGGUGGAGGAAAUGGAUUUGGGGGAAACGAGACUUCUGCCUCGUACAGGCGAUAGCAAAUCGCGAGCUAUUCUUUCUCUCGCCGCAAGAGGGCUCGAGAUUAACCCUGAGCAGCGACAAACAACUGAAGGGGGUGUCGACAAAGGCACAGACCCUAUCCACGAUCCGUCUGCUCCCAAUCCACAAACUAUGUUAUUGGGUCGGGUUUUCCACCUUGAUUCUCCGCUUACGUUUACCCCCUCGCCCUGGAAACACCUUGCAUCCAACUCAACCGCCCAAAUCCGUGUUCCAAAACCGGGAAACAGAACUGAGGAAGGCGGUUCUUUGCGCUGGGAGAAAAUCCAGCAACACCCCUUUGAGUUGAUUGUUCGGGGCGUUUUAAGAUACGAGCUUCCACUCAGUUCAAUUGUGCAGAGUGCGCCCGUCAGUGCAAAAGUUGCCGUUCUACCAGACAAAGGCAACACAAAGCCAUCUUCAACAUCGACUGUCACUCCAGCAGUUCCCACGAAAACAGUCACGGCUAAAGCGUUCACGGAGACCUCAACUUCUUCUUCAACCACAUCAACACCAUUGCCUUGA
Nannizzia gypsea CBS 118893 is the source of this 2823-nucleotide messenger RNA. RefSeq lists its product as hypothetical. Gene Ontology annotation, biological process: protein localization to vacuolar membrane; vacuole inheritance; positive regulation of phosphatidylinositol biosynthetic process. The coding region runs from base 1 to 2823 and encodes 940 amino acids. NCBI's taxonomy places the organism in Eukaryota, Fungi, Ascomycota, Eurotiomycetes, Onygenales, Arthrodermataceae. The transcript has 2 exons. The record is from RefSeq and is a predicted model, not a curated record. Gene Ontology annotation, cellular component: fungal-type vacuole membrane; PAS complex.